CGCACUAUCAUCACUAAAAACCCACAUGAGAGCGAAAGGAAGAACUUUUUUUUGUCAUCUUGCAGUUAUCUUUACUUAAUGUGUAUCAAUCCCAUGCGAGCGGUUGACUGAACUAUGUACGAGGGGGGAAUAAGUUUAAUCUGAAUGAGCGUCUUUUUAUAAAAACUUAAAGCAAACACUUAAGUUAGACUGUUGUCGCAAAGUUAUAUCACUUUUACGAAGACGUGAUGACUGGUUGAAAACAGGUGAGAUUUUGUGCGCGCGUAUGGUUUUGAUUGUGCUGCUGGAAGUCUGCUAGUUUUUGUCUGCUAGUUUAUUGCGGAACUUUUUUUUUGUAAUUUCAAAUCAAGACGCGGGUGGCAGAAGCAACUACCUGCGGCUCUUCACUAGGUUUGAGAUUUACAACUCUGAAAACGUGUUUUAAAGAUCCUAGUCAGAACUGAUAGAUCAGCCUAUAACUAUGUAUAGCAUGAUGGAACAUGAACUGAAACCUUCGGCCCCACCACCCUCGCACCAACCCGGCCAAGGGAUGUCUCCAGUAAACGGCGGGGUGGGUGGCAAUCACCCAACAGCCAAAUCGGUUUGCCCUCCCGGUAGCGACCCUAUGGACAAAGUGAAGCGGCCUAUGAAUGCCUUCAUGGUAUGGUCACGGGGUCAGAGGCGGAAGAUGGCCCAGGAGAACCCCAAAAUGCACAAUUCAGAGAUUAGCAAGCGUCUGGGCGCAGAAUGGAAGCUGCUGACGGAUGCGGAGAAGAGGCCUUUCAUAGACGAGGCGAAGCGGCUCCGAGCGGUGCACAUGAAGGAGUACCCAGACUACAAGUACAAACCCCGGCGCAAGAGCAAGCCGCUCUUGAAGAAGGACAACCCUGUCAACAAGUACCCGCUAUCCGCCGGCAACCUGUUGGCUGCCGCCGCCGCACAAGGACCUGGUGGGAGCCCCAGAAUGGAGAGCUAUGGCUGGGGACCCACUGGGGGGUAUGCGACCAUGCAGAGUGAACCACUCGGAUACCCCCAGCAACUCCAUCGCUACGACUUGUCGGCCUUACAGUACCCCCCGUCAAUGGCCCCCGCACAGACAUACAUGAACAGCGCCAACUCAUACAGCCCCAUGUCCUACAGCAGCGGCGCCCAGCAGCCCAGCCCGGUCAUGUCCAUGGUGAAGCCGGAGGCCGUGUCGGUGUCACACUCCCCCACCGGAGCACCCAAUCACCACCGCGGGGCCCUGCAAGGGGACCUCCGCGACAUGAUCAGCAUGUAUAUUCCGGGGAGCGACGCGGGGGACUCUGCCGCGCAGAGGGGGUACUCCAGCGUACAGCAGCACUACCUCGGAGGCACGGUGCCGCUCACCCACAUCUGACACGCCUCGGCACUGGGGACUGACCCGGCUAUGCGCACACUGCGCCACAGUGUUGGCUGCACCUUGAGUUCCCGCUGCCUGUGUUUUGGGGGCCCCUUUUGUCCAUUUCAUUUUUUUAUUGCAUAUGUAGAUUUAAAGGGGCAGCCGUUUCCUGUCUUUGAGUGUGUAUUUUUGCUGUUCUAUUAGUAGACUACUGAUAUUUUCCUCUUACUUAAUUUUAUGGAUUUUUAUCGCGCCCCCCCCCCCUCCACACACACACUUUGAAGGUGUAUAUAGCUUUCUGUGUCGAUAUAUAUUUUUUAUUAAUUUCCGUACUAAAAUUGUGACUAAAAUGAUUGCCUUGGUGAGGAUGCCGCAUUGUUUGGUGCACAGAGACGCCACUGGUCUUCCGACAGUGAGCUGCUGUCCUUACCGGAACCCCACCCUGAGGCAGGAGAAGCCCCCGUCACCUGUGCAGGAUGACUUCUCAUGGAGUGGCGAAGGCCAGCCAAUCGGGAUCCUUCCAUGCACUGACAUAGCGAUCAUGUGAUUUGGCUGGAUCUGAUUAAGAGCGGCGAGACUAGGAGAGACUGCAUGGGCCACUGGAAAGUCUGAACUGAGAUUGUACAGAAUAUUAUUUGUGUCUUGACUGUAGUGAGAACAAAGAGAACGGUUAAAUUUUAAUUGGGCCUUUUGGCCUGUGCUGUUUUACCAAUUGGGGGGAAAAAAACACCAAUUCCGAAGGAUUCCAUUAGGAAUUUUUUUUACUGGACAACCUUUAUUGUAGAUUUCACUGGAUCCAGCUGAGAUAUAGAUAAAGGUAUUAGACUACAAUAUUGUUUGCUGUUACCACAGGAAGAGACAAUAAAAUGUAUUUUAAUAUACAGUGAACUUUUGCAUCAUGCUGUCUUGCUGCUGCAGUCUGAGUUUUAUUUUAAGUUUUGCAUAUUGGCAUUUUCUUAAGGCACAAACAGCCAGUUAAUGUCGGUUGCUUUGGUAAAGUCCACUAAUAGCUUUUGACUGGAAAAUGCACUAUUUUCUAAAGUUGCAGGCUCUACCAAGACGACAUUUAGUUAGAUGGAGAUACUGUGUCACAACUCUUAUUUUUUAUUUUUAUUUUUUUAAAAACCCUUUCCUUAACUAGUUCAGAGGUGCUGCUAAUGAUUUUGAAGUAGUUGAGGAGUAUAAGAAAUUUAGUGGAGAUUGGAAUGGUACCUGUAUUCCUUCAUGGAUUGAGUGGAUUUUUAAGACUUAAUGGCCUGCUAAUCUGCUAAUUGAUUAACUCGAUGUCCUAAAUUCCAGGGGCGCUGCACUCCAUUCCAACAUAAACACUUGCUUGCCUUUUCCUUUCUGCUACUUAUUUAAACAAAACAUCAAAAGGGGGUCUAAGUACUAUAAUUUAUAUUAAAAUAAUGAAACAGGUGAAUGUUUACAUUGCAAUCCAAGUGUGCAACUGCAUAUAUUUUUUGUAUUGUAAACUUUAAAAAAAAAAAAACAUGUUUCCCGAUUUAGUUUGUUAAUAAUCCUGAGCUUGUAAAUAGUUUGUGAGACUGAUGUCUUGCAGUUCUGAAGUGUAUAGCUUGUUUUUCCCUUUUCUCUCUUAUGCCCUUAUACUAAGGGCGAUUUUGUUUUAAAGAAACCAUUUAAAGACUGUGACAAUUUGAUGACAAAAAAGUAAUAAUAAAAAUGUAAAAUAUUUCUAA
Messenger RNA from Paramormyrops kingsleyae, 3039 nucleotides. It is a transcript of the gene sox19b, whose product is annotated as SRY-box transcription factor 19b. Gene Ontology annotation, cellular component: nucleus. The record is from RefSeq and is a predicted model, not a curated record. Gene Ontology annotation, molecular function: DNA-binding transcription activator activity, RNA polymerase II-specific; RNA polymerase II cis-regulatory region sequence-specific DNA binding. Gene Ontology annotation, biological process: positive regulation of transcription by RNA polymerase II; neuron differentiation; brain development. Lineage: Eukaryota; Metazoa; Chordata; Actinopteri; Osteoglossiformes; Mormyridae.